AUGGUCAGGACCCGAGAGGGGCGGUGCCAGGUCGCGGGUCCUCAGUCAAGUGACGCCGAGCGGCUGGCCCGGGCGCCGACUGCGAUGGAGCAGAGAGGCUGGAGAGCGGAUCUGCCGGGGGUCAUUCGCAUCCUCUCUCUGCUGCUGGUGUUCCUGCCGCCGGGACCCGUGCACGGCUUGCGUAAUGUCUCCCAGAAGACGUUCACGAUCGACUACAACCGCAACUGCUUCCUCAAGGACGGCCGACCGUUCCGCUACAUCUCGGGCAGCAUCCACUACUUCCGAGUGCCCCGCUUCUACUGGAAGGACCGGCUGCUGAAGAUGAAGAUGGCUGGGCUGAACGCCAUCCAGAUAUACGUGCCCUGGAACUUUCACGAGCCCCAGCCAGGGCAGUACCAGUUUUCCGAGGACCACGAUGUGGAGCGCUUCAUUCAGCUGGCACAUGAGCUGGAGCUGCUCGUGAUCCUGCGGCCCGGGCCUUACAUCUGCGCGGAGUGGGAGAUGGGAGGACUGCCUGCGUGGCUGUUGGAGAAGGAAAGUAUGGUGCUCCGUUCUUCCGAUCUGGAUUACCUUGCAGCUGUGGACAAGUGGUUGGGGGUCCUCCUGCCCAAGAUGAAGCCUCUCCUCUAUCAGAAUGGAGGGCCGAUUAUAACAGUGCAGGUUGAAAACGAGUAUGGCAGCUACUUCAGCUGUGACUUCGACUACCUGCGCUUCCUGCAGAAGCGUUUCCGCUACCACCUGGGCAACGACGUGGUCCUGUUCACCACCGACGGCUCGAACGAGAAGCUAGUGCAGUGCGGGACGCUGCAGGGGCUGUACGCCACCGUGGACUUUGGACCAGGUGCCAACAUCACAGAUGCUUUCCUAAUCCAGAGGAAGUAUGAGCCCAAAGGACCCUUGGUCAAUUCUGAGUUCUAUACUGGCUGGUUAGACCAUUGGGGCCAACCUCACUCGACAGUCAAGACUGAAGCAGUAGUGUCCUCCCUCCAGGAUAUACUUGCCCGCGGAGCGAACGUGAACUUGUACAUGUUUAUCGGUGGGACCAACUUUGCCUAUUGGAAUGGGGCCAACAUGCCCUACCAAGCACAGCCCACCAGCUACGACUAUGACGCCCCCCUGAGCGAGGCGGGAGACCUCACCGAGAAGUAUUUUGCUGUGCGAGAUGUUAUUCGGAAGUUUGAAAAAGUACCAGAAGGUCCCAUCCCUCCGUCUACACCCAAGUUUGCAUAUGGAAAAGUUGCUCUGAAAAAGUUAAAGACAGUGGAGGAAUCGCUGAACAUUCUGUGUCCCAAGGGGCCUAUAAAAAGCGUUUAUCCCCUGACUUUUAUCCAGGUGAAACAGUAUUUCGGGUUUGUGCUGUACCGAACCACACUUCCCGAAGACUGCAGCAGCCCAACCCCCCUCUUCUCACCCUUCGGCGGCGUCCACGACCGGGCCUACGUCUCCGUGGAUGGGGUCCCCCAGGGAAUCCUUGACCGAAGCAAUGUGAUCUCUCUGAACAUAACGGGGAAAGCUGGAGCCACGCUGGACCUCCUGGUGGAAAAUAUGGGCCGUGUGAACUAUGGCCAUUUUAUCAAUGAUUAUAAGGGUCUGAUUUCCAACCUGACCCUCAACUCCAACAUCCUCACGGACUGGAUGAUGUUCCCGCUGGACACCGAGAACGCAGUGUGCCACCUGGGGGGCUGGCAUGGCAAUGACAAUGACAGACACUGCUCUAGGAAAGCCUGUGCCCGCAGCUCAUCGAACUAUACAGUCCCAGCCUUCUAUGUGGGAAACUUCUCCAUUCCCAGUGGGAUCCCGGACCUGCCCCAGGACACCUUCAUCCAGUUUCCUGGAUGGACCAAGGGUCAGGUGUGGAUUAAUGGCUUCAACCUCGGUCGCUACUGGCCAGCACGGGGCCCCCAGAUGACCUUGUUUGUGCCACAGCACAUCCUGGUGGCAUCAGGCCCAAACACCAUCGUAGUGCUAGAACUGGAACGCGCACCCUGCGGUGACAGCCCCCCAGAACUGUGUGCUGUGGAGUUCGUGGACAAGCCGGUUAUCAGUGCAGCUGUGACCUACAACCCUCUCUUUCAAGACCUGCCUGACCCAGACUCCUGACAAGAACAUGGUGCAAGCCUGUGUGAUUCUUUGCAGCGCCAGCCUGUCACAUACCUCCCAUGUCCCCUUGCACUGGCAACAUUCACUGGAGACUUUGGUCGGAAAAGAGAUUUAGCUUGUGCAUUUUCACCUGAGGCUUCCCUGCCACUUCACAGUGACUGACCCACCCCUGCGGAGCCAUGUGAGGGGUGGGGGUGGUAGCACAGGAGCACACGGGUGCAUCUGCAGAGCUGGAACGGAAGCUUUCGAGGUGUUUCUGAUUUUUAUUCUGGAAGAAUCAUGUUGUCUUUUUUAAAAAUAAAUUUUGCAUUCAUAAGGUUA
Messenger RNA from Phyllostomus hastatus (greater spear-nosed bat), 2421 nucleotides. RefSeq names its product galactosidase beta 1 (gene GLB1). The coding region runs from base 1 to 2100 and encodes 699 amino acids. Gene Ontology annotation, molecular function: beta-galactosidase activity. Lineage: Eukaryota; Metazoa; Chordata; Mammalia; Chiroptera; Phyllostomidae. The record is from RefSeq and is a predicted model, not a curated record. Gene Ontology annotation, cellular component: vacuole. The transcript is spliced from 16 exons. Gene Ontology annotation, biological process: carbohydrate metabolic process.